AACGCUAGAAGGAAACCAAACUGUGAACUGUGUGAUCCCCGCCCACCUCUCUCCAGAGGCGUGCCUAGAGGGAGGCGGCGGCCCAGCGCCGCUGAGCCGCUCUCUGCAAUGCUGGUGCUGUGGGUGUCGGUGGUCGCAGCCACAGCGCUGGCAGCCCCAGACCCCGGGGCAGGUGGGCAGAGGCGAGGAGCUGCUGGGGUUUGGCCCGUUGCACCCAACGUGGUGCUAGUCGCGAGCGACUCCUUCGAUGGAAGGCUGACAUUUUAUCCAGAAAGUCAGGUAGUGAAACUUCCUUUUAUCAACUUCAUGAAAGCACAUGGCACCUCCUUUCUGAAUGCUUACACAAACUCUCCAAUCUGUUGCCCAUCACGUGCAGCAAUGUGGAGUGGCCUCUUCACUCACUUAACAGAAUCAUGGAAUAACUUUAAGGGCCUAGAUCCAAAUUAUACAACAUGGAUGGAUAUCAUGCAGAAGCAUGGCUACCAAACACAAAAGUUUGGAAAACUGGACUACACUUCGGGACAUCACUCCAUUAGCAAUCGCGUUGAAGCAUGGACAAGAGAUGUUGCUUUCUUACUCAGACAAGAAGGCAGGCCUAUGGUUAAUCUUAUCCCUAAAAAGACUAAAGUCAGAAUAAUGGAAGAAGACUGGAAGAAUACAGACAGAGCAGUAAAUUGGUUAAGAAAGGAAGCAAGUAAUUACACUCAACCAUUUGUUCUGUACUUGGGAUUGAAUUUACCACAUCCAUAUCCUUCACCAUCGUCAGGAGAAAAUUUUGGAUCUUCAACAUUUCACACAUCUCUUUACUGGCUUAAAAAGGUAUCUUAUGAUGCCAUCAAAAUCCCCAAGUGGUUACCUCUGUCUGAAAUGCACCCUGUAGAUUAUUACUCUUCUUAUACAAAAAACUGCACUGGAAAGUUUACAGAAAAAGAAAUUAAGAAUAUUAGGGCCUUUUAUUAUGCUAUGUGUGCCGAGACAGAUGCCAUGCUUGGAGAAAUUAUUUUAGCUCUUCACCAGUUAGACCUUCUUCAGAAAACUAUUGUCAUAUACACCUCAGACCACGGAGAACUGGCCAUGGAACAUCGUCAGUUUUAUAAAAUGAGUAUGUAUGAAGCUAGUGCUCAUGUUCCACUGUUGAUAAUGGGACCAAGAAUUAAGGCCAACCUACAAGUAUCAAAUGUGGUUUCUCUUGUGGAUAUUUACCCUACUAUGCUUGAUAUUGCUGGAGUUCCUCUGCCUCAGAACCUGAGUGGAUACUCGUUGUUGCCAUUAUCAUCAGAAACGGUUAAGAAUGAACCUGAAUUCAGAAACCUACAUCCACCCUGGAUUCUAAGUGAAUUCCAUGGAUGCAAUGUGAAUGCUUCCACCUACAUGCUUCGGACUAACCAGUGGAAGUAUAUAGCAUACUCUGAUGGUACUUCAGUAUUGCCUCAACUCUUUGAUCUUUCCUCGGAUCCAGAUGAACUAACAAAUAUUGCUACAAAAUUUCCAGAGAUUACUUAUUCUUUGGAUCAAAAGCUUCGUUCCAUUAUCAACUACCCUAAGGUUUCUGCUUCUGUCCACCAAUACAACAAAGAAGAGUUUCUCAAGUGGAGACGAAGUGUAGGGCAAAACUAUUCAAAUGUUAUAGGGAACCUCAGGUGGCAUCAGGACUGGCUGAAAAAACCAAGGAAGUAUGAAAGUGCAAUUGAUCAGUGGCUUAACACCCACUCUAAUCCAAAAAAAAAUCUGAACAAAAGUUAGAAAAUAAUGUUCUAGAGCAACAUACGGAGAUAUGCUAAGAGAUCGUGAUUAAUUUUUAUGUCUGUUCUAAUACUUACUGAUUUUUGGUUACUUUUAAAGAAUGUAUUCUAUUUUAGGGGCACCUGGGUGGCUCAGUCGGCUAAGCGUCCGACUUUGGCUCAGGUCGUAAUCUCGCGAUCUGUGGGUUCAAGCCCCACAUCAAGGCUCUGUGCUGACA
This is a messenger RNA of Felis catus (domestic cat), 1960 nucleotides long. RefSeq names its product arylsulfatase family member K (gene ARSK). The coding region runs from base 109 to 1743 and encodes 544 amino acids. The record is from RefSeq and is a predicted model, not a curated record. NCBI's taxonomy places the organism in Eukaryota, Metazoa, Chordata, Mammalia, Carnivora, Felidae. The transcript is spliced from 8 exons.